Messenger RNA from Trachemys scripta elegans, 11939 nucleotides. It is a transcript of the gene NUFIP2, whose product is annotated as nuclear FMR1 interacting protein 2. The coding region runs from base 433 to 2451 and encodes 672 amino acids. Gene Ontology annotation, molecular function: RNA binding. The transcript has 4 exons. Gene Ontology annotation, cellular component: cytoplasmic stress granule; nucleoplasm. The record is from RefSeq and is a predicted model, not a curated record. NCBI's taxonomy places the organism in Eukaryota, Metazoa, Chordata, Testudines, Emydidae.
UAAAAGGACGAAGCGGCUCGCUCCCGACAUGGAAUCUGCUCAGCUGCCCCGAACCCCGCUCGCUCGCAGGGCGUGUGGAAAGUGCCGUUUGCAGAAAGCCGAGUGAAGGAGACGGGCAGACAGAGCCCAUAGUGCUGACGUUGGAGGCCCAACCCUUGUGAGGUUGCAGAGGGUAAAUGGUCCGGCGCUGGCUGGCGCUGGCGCUGGCGCUGGCGGGGGGAGCCGGGCCGUGGGCGGGGAAAGCGGCGCUGGAAGCGCGCUGAUUGCCGGAGAGACGCCGCCCGUCGGCUCGGCUCCCCCCGUCACGCAGAGCGCUCGUGGGAGAGCCACACUUCUCGUCUGCCCCGGCCGGAGUGUGAGCCGUGUGUGCCCGGCCAGCAGCCCCACGCCCGGACGGUGCCGCGCCAGCCAGGGAGCCGCCCGCCCCUUUCGAUGGAGGAGCAGCCCGGCCAGCACCACCACCACCCCCCGCACCACCACCACCACCACUACUACUACUACAACCACAACCACCACCACCACCUCCAGCAGAGCCCCUACCUGCCGCCGGCGGCCGAGCCCGGCCCCAAGGCCCCGCCCAAGCCGCUGCCGAAGCAUGAGCACAAGCACGCGGGCCCGCAGCACCAGGACACGCCGAAGCGGAAAACAGGUUAUGGAGAGCUAAAUGGUAACGCAGGAGAAAGAGAAGUAUCAUUAAAGGGCCUGUGUGCUGAUGAAACAACCAACCCAUCUUCCAGGGUACCGAAUGGCAGCCAGCAACUUGUAGACACUAAUGUAAACCCAAAGCAGACUGUUAAGGCCAGCACCUUUGGGAAAGCUGGAAUCAAACCCAAGAACUUCAUUCAGAAAAACAGUAUGGACAAAAAGAAUGAAAAAAUUUAUGAGAAUAAACUUAGAGAAAAUCAAUCCUCAGACAAGCCAGAGGCAGUAUCUAUUCCAAAUGGUGUUGUAACAAAUAGUUCUGCUUAUAUCACUAAUGGCUAUGUAGGCAAAGGGGCAGAUAAUGAUGGUAGUGGGUCUGAGAGUGGCUAUACCACACCUAAGAAACGGAAAGGCAGGCGUAACAGUGCCAAGGGUUGUGAGAACUUGAAUCUAGUGCAGGACAAAAUAAUGCAACAGGAGGUCAAUGCCCCAUCCUUAAAACAGGAACUUGAGAGUUUCAAGACUGAUUAUAGUGAACAAAAGGGAAACCGAGUUGACAAUACUAAGCCUGUUUGGAAGUAUGAAACUGGGCCUGGAGGAGCAGGCCGUGGGAAAACUGGGGUUGGGGAGGUACAACGAAAAAACUCUGAUGCCAAACCUGGGAUUAGCAGCAAAAAGUUUGAUGACCGGCCCAAGGGGAAGCAUGCAUCAGCAGCUGCAUCAAAAGAGGACUCGUGGACCCUGUUUAAACCACCCCCAGUUUUUCCAGUGGACAACAGCAGUGCUAAAAUAGUUCCUAAAAUAAGUUAUGCAAGCAAAGUUAAAGAAAACCUCAACAAAGCAGCUCAAAACCCAUCUUCGUCUCUGUCUUCUUCAUCGUCAUCUUCAUCUACUGGAGAAACGCAGGUCCAGAUGCCGAGUCGACUCUCCCAAGUCCCCAUGUCUGCUAUGAAGUCUGUUACUUCUGCUAGCUUUUCGAAUGGGCCCAUUUUAGCAGGGUCUGAUGGAAAUGUAUAUUCUCCAGGGACCCAGCCACUGCUCACAACUGCUGCUAGUACUUUAACAUCAACCUCGUCUGAGUCCGUACACCAGGACAUAAGUACAACUUCAACAGCCGUUGAACAAAAGAAGUCUAGCCUUUUUAUCUACCCUUCAAAUAUGCAAUCUGUGCUUUUGGGCACAGCACAGGUAGAUCUGCCGUCUCAGACAAAUCAGCAGAACCUGGGGGAUAUCUUCCAGAACCAGUGGGGUUUAUCAUUUAUAAACGAGCCCAGUGCUGGGCCUGAGACUGUUCUGGGGAAAUCAGUGGAUAAUAAAAUAAUGGAAGUGACAUUUCAAGGGGAAUAUCCUGCCACUUUGGUUUCACAGGGUGCUGAAAUCAUUCCCUCAGGAACUGAACAACCUGUGUUUCCUAAGGCUUAUGAGCUGGAAAAACGGACUAGCCCUCAAAUACUUAGUGCUAUUAUAAAGCCUGGGACUGCUAGUGAGAUUGGAGUCUUGUCUUUGGAGCCACAUCACAUAGGUGACCUGCAAAUGGCAGACACCAGUAGCCAAGGUGCUUUAAUAUUCCUCUCAAAGGACUAUGAACUAGAGAAUCCCUUGGCCUCUCCUACGAACAAUUUGUUAGCCUCCGCCAAAGAUCAGAGGUACCAGAGAGGCCUAGAAAGGAAAGAUAGCUGGGGUUCUUUUGACCUGAGGGCUGCUAUUGUAUAUCACACUAAAGAAAUGGAAUCUAUUUGGAAUUUGCAAAAGCAAGAUCCCAAAAGGAUAAUCACUUACGAUGAAGCCAUGGAAUGUCCAGAUCAAUGAAGGUAGCAGGACAAGACUGCCUGUUAUAACCUUUCUGCAGCGUGAGGCUGUUCACAGGGGACAAAAGGCUUUUAUGCGCCUUCUAAAUCUUCAGUGCAGCAGAGGAACCAUAACUAGAAUCACAGGAUAAUAUAUACAAAUUAUAUAUAGUUAUUUAAAAAAUGGCGACUGAAAGUAAUUAGACUUCUUAAGGAAUCUGAAAAUUUAUUUCAACAGACUUCACACGUGAUUAUUUAAUCUCCGGUACUGAAUAGGUUUUUUUAGUUUUGUUUUUGUUUAAAGAGCGAAUGCAAAUGAUUAAUGAAUACAGACUCAAUUCACAAGCCUGGUUCUAAAGUUCCUGCUGUCAUCAACAUGGGCAACAGUGACCGUUGGAGAGGCAUUUCCACUUUACAAGGUUUCUGUUUCUUGUUCUGUGACUGUAGUGAUACACUAAUCACAGGGAAAUCGGGAUGUUUCACCAUCCUUCAUCUCCCCUUCCCCUCCACCUCCUUUUUGUUUUACUUUGAACCCUGUGUGAAUGCUGGAGAAACGCCUUGAAGUUUGCAGGGUUUCCUUUUUUCCAGAGAAUAUAAUCUGCAUGUCUUGCCAGGAGUCAAACAGCCCAUCAGGUGCUGAGAAAAUUGUCUUAAAGCAUCAUUCUUCUGGGGGGAAAGAUUGUAAUUCUGCAGUUCUGGGAUACACAUUGGUUUUACAGAGUUGACAAAACUCCGGUUACAUUUUGGACUAUUACAACUGAAGAGCUCUUUCAUGAGUGUCAUUUUAAAAGACAACAUGCAAAACAAGCAAUUGGUUUAGGCAUUUAAUAUGGAAAAAACCCUGUUCCCACACUUUUAUGCCAUUGUAUCACUGGGAGCAAAAAAAAUAUAUAUAUGCAUAUAUAUAUAUAUAUAUCUCCUGCUAUCAAAUGUAGGUGCUUCAUAUUUGCUCUGUCUGUCUCUUAACACUAAAUGUGCUUUUUUCCUGUUUUCACUGAAAACCUGAAGAGAAGUUGUUUGUGUUCUGCUAACUUUCAUCCUUCUUCAAUUAUUUUUUCUCUUUAGAAAUAAGUUCUAAAAAAAGAAGGAAAAAAAAAAAAAAAGGAAAAAAAAAAAAAAGAAAAAGGAAAAAAGAGAAAAAACCUAUGGGAAUCGUAACCCUUUCCCAUUUGUCCCUGAAAGCAAUGGGUGAGGGAAUACUGUCCCGGCCAUUGGAAAUAUUCUUUUAUAUUUUAAUGCAGUCUGUGUAUUUCUGAGCUCUUUUGCUGCUUCUCAUGAUAUCUCUAUUAAAAUAUAUUUUAUUACAAGAGCAAAAUGGGGGGGGGUAGGAAUGAAAAGUUAAAAAAAAUCAAAACAAAGGAAAGCUUUCUGGCAAUAGCAAAGAAGGCGGAAGAGUGCAGGCUCCAAUUGUGUAAUCCAUACUGUUGCGCUGCAGCUUGUGUGUAGCAUGUUAAAAAUGUGUUGGGUUUUUGUUUUGUUUUGUUUUGUUUUUUUUUUAGUUUGUUUUUGGUAUUUUUGUUUUUUUUUAAGGUGCAAAAUUCCUGGGGUCCAAUGUAAGACUGAUCAGUUAAUCAUUAGUGAAACAAAACAAGUUUUCUGCCCUGUCCAAAUUCCAUACAGACACAACUCUUAAAUAUUCUUGUGUGUUCACAGCUGAGUGCUGGCUAAAAUAUUUGGGCAUUUAGAUUGACAGGAGUUAGCAUCUGGUAAAAUCAGACUGGAUCCCAUGGGGUAUUAGGGGACGGAAAUAACCCCAUUACUUUUGCCCACUCUUUGUGCUUAGAUGUAUCUACUCUUUUUUAAAAAGAAAAUAAUUAGGUAUGUAGCAUGCGUGUUUUUUGUUUUAAUUGUUUCAUGCUUUUAUUGAGGUUGUUCCUGAAUGAAACUCUCAGGUUCAUAGUGGGACAAAGAAACUUUAAUUUUUCCUCUACCUUUUUAAAAUUGUUCGCUUUCUGCCAUGCUUAGUUUUAAAAGUAUAACUGUGGAUUGCCUACUCCAUUUUAUGUAUUAUAACACUAUAUAUAUAUAUAUAUAUAUAUAUAUAUUUAUAUAUAUAGUGUUAUAUAUAAAUAACUUACUGUAUCAGUCCAGGUUCAGAAACUUGUGGUUGGCCAGUUGCGGAAUAGUUCUAUUUCACCUAUAAACUGUAUCACCUUUACAGGUGUUUGUAACUUUCAAAUGUACAAUAUGUUUACAGAUGUGCCCUGCAUCUAGUCCUCCCACGUUCCUAUUUUUUAAUUCUGUUAAGUCUCCUGACUGCUUGCCAAAAGAUGGAAUCGCUGUUGGUUCCUCUGUGAAAGAGAACUGAUGCGUUCUUGAGCUUUAAAGUAUUGAACAAACUGGAAAAUAUGACUUAAAAGAAUGAGGCGAAAAAUGUUUGGUUUUUUAUUUUUUUUUUUUAAUCUUUCAGGUCAAUAGCAAAGUCUCUAGUUUGUUUUACAGGCUUUAAAGUUCCGCUGUAUAUUUAUUUGCCUUGUGUAAUCACUUGCCGCCUUAAGAGCUGGAUUCCAUAUAAAAAAGCCCUGUUUUGCUUGCGUGGGGUAUAAAGCUGUGCUCCCCACAACAUCUGCUUUUGGGGCUGGUGUGAUGCAGGAGCGGAACAGCAAUAUCUUUUAAAUGGAAUCUGACCCUUAGAGUUUAGAAAUGUGUCUUAGUCUUGCUGAGUAUUGAGGAAACUCACCUUAGCCAAUCCAGUGCAUCUUUCAAAUAACGAAAUAAGUUCUCAAAAGAAACAGAAUAAAAUAAUCUCUAAAUGUUUGUUCCUCCUGCUUUUACUCACACCUUGCCCCUUCCCUAGGCGCAUUGGUAUUUGAUGCAGAAACACCUUCUACAGUUCUCUCCAUUGUGUUUUUGAGCAUCUCAUCUCUUAAAAUAUUUCACCGUCUGCCUCUUCCACUCGAAAGCUCCAUUGGUUGUACCAUUGGCUUAAAGCAGUUAGGAAAUUCUCUUUCUGGGAGCCCUGUAGUUCCAGCUUGCUAACAAAGGCAGUAUUUCUGGGCAACAGAAACUUUGGAUAAACUUUAUUGCCUAGGGACAGGCAGGACCAUGGAAUAAACUUCCUUUGUGCUGUUUUGUAACACUUAACCCUCUCUGUGUCUGCAGUCUUUCUCCUUAAGUCCUCACACAAUUCUUUACUGAGCACUUAUUAAAAAAAUCUUAAGAGUUAAUCUGUUUUCUGAUUAUUUUUGUGUAAAUUUAUAAAAACAAAUUCAGCUGUGACUAACUUAGUCCAUUUAAACAAUGCUAUUGUGUUACUGAAUUGUCCUUGGGCUCAGAGUAUUAGUACUGUAGCAUAAACCAAAUACAGCCUAGAAAAGGUGCCACCUUCUCCCAUCUGGGGACUGAACAUGGUGUGAGGGUGCAUGAAGGGAGGUGGGAUGUGAAGACUAGGAACUGAAUGAAUGUGUGUGCAAGCGUUUUAUUCCUGUUUGGAGAACGAACUUUGUAUUUAUUUUGUGCCAUUUGUUUUUAUUAUACUGAGUAAAAUACGUUUAAAACAAAACCCUAAAGUACAUGUAGUAUUGGAAAGUGGCACUAAGAAUGAAAUCAUGAUCUAUUUUUUUAAUAGCUAUGAAGAUACUAAUUCAGGUUAAAGGCUUCUUUUAACUUUCUCUUUUGAUUGUAGGCCCUAUGAGUCAACCUACUCCUUACCCCUCCCCCUUCCCUUACCAAGUGAAGUUUUAUAUUUAUUUGACUAUUCCAGCACAAGAGGGGGUGUGUGUGCACACGCGUGUACGUGUCCUCUUCCUUCCUCCUAAGUAAAAUCUGAACCCCCCCACCUCUCUCCUUUCCUCAUCCCUCUAGUGGCAGGUUUCAUUGGGGUAUUAGCUGUAAUGUGUCUUGCACAAAUGAAACCUGAAUGUGUACCAAAAUAAACACGUGGCUAUUUCUCUUUGGUGGACUGAGGUGUGUUUUUGUCCACUCCAAGGAAUGGCUUAACAGUUGCCCUGUGUUUUCCCCCUUCCCUCCUAUGAUGGAGAUGUCUGUCCUUGCAUUCAGACAGCAUUGGCCUCUGCUCUCCUCAUUUGGUAUCCCAUCAGACUGACAGGGCUGCGGUUACUUUCAAGUAUUUGAUUUAAAAAAAAAAAAAUCCCAGCUCAGUUAUUUGGGUACCCUGAUUACAGCUGCAGAGGCCAGUUGCCUAGCAGAUCUGGUGUGCACCUUUGAGAGCUACCUAUGUAGUGUAGAUGGCUUCUGGUUUGGCAAGGCCAGGCCGAGUUCUUGUCACUAACCCAUUUUGAACCAUAAAUCUGACUGUUUGCCUUCUUUGAUUGCUGCAAACUUCUUUUCAAUAUGGAAAAGCCAUUUUGCGGUUAAAUUGGUAACUAUGUCAUGUAUUCAAUGGCUGGGGGAGGGGACUAGAGAGAGCAGGCUAUUUCAAUCAAAAUGAAAAUCACUUUCUGCUUUGAUAAAAUAACCUCAGAGAGAUGGAAAUUGUCCUCUCUAACUUUCGUAGGCAAUUAGUGUUUUUCUACCACUCCUUUCAAAGACCAGGAUUUUGAUGCAAAUGCACCUUCUUCAUAAACAGCUGCUAAAAGGUGGUGGUGGUAGUAGGAACAUUUCUUGAUGGUAGCAUGGCAGAAAGUUGUUACAUGCAUAAUUAUUGCAGGACAACUUGUACGUGGCUAAUAGUGUCUGUGUGUUAAGGUCUUGCUCUUUCUGGUAAUAGCAUUUUCAAUAACUUGCUCCAGUGUCUGGUGCUUUCAGUAAUCCUAUCACUCGGAUGUUUUUGUACAUGUUUAGUGUUCGUUUUCAUUAUCGAGGCUGUUUGCAAGGGAGGAGGUGAGCGGGGUUAGGAGAGGAGAGAGCAAGGCUAAAUAUUCAAGCUGCUACAAGAGUUUUUUGCAGGUGCACAAGGCAAGAUUCACUUGGUGGUUGCAAGAUCUUUGCUAGCCAAGUGUGGUGUGGCUGAAGCAGGGAAUGGUGGAGGAGGGGAUAGAAGUCCUGGCUUUUGGCACAGUAGGGGUAAUGGAAUUGUGCCUACCCAUGUGAAAAAGUGAAACCAGUUGAGAACCAUGAAUCUGAACUGAUGCAAAGGAUUGGAAGAUCUCCGGCUCCUCUACAGACACACUGCAUUACAGAGCUUCAAAAAUGUACCCAAUUUGUAUUACAUCACAGGGUAAAGCUGGCUUCCUUAUAUCCCGUCUAAAGUCCUCAAAGUUGUAUAACUUAGCACCAUGACACUAGAGUAGUGGAUGUCUGAGGCAGCGCAGGAGUGUUGUAUUGUGUGACCUUGUGUUCAGAGUGUAAUAAUUCCUCAGUGAUACGCUGCUAGGAAUGUUGGGUUGCUGUUGUGAAAUGGAAAUCUCAUUAAAGGAACAGAAGUCAUAGCUUCGCUUUCACUGGGGGAUACUGAGUUGUAUUUAUCGUAGACUGUUAAUCAGAAAACUUCACUUGUGUCCAGAGUUCUAAAGCCAUUUUGUAACAUAGCAGUAUCCCUUUUCUACAGCCUUAUUGAGUUUAGUAGCUUCUUUAAAAAACAAAACAAAACAAAAACAAAAAAACAAAACCAUUUUUCUUUCUGUGGUAUGAACAUUGUAUACUGCGAACAUAUGAACGUUCAGCAAAUGUCAAACUUGCAGUUUUUUCUUAAAAACUGUCUGCUUUCCAUACAGUCUUUCCUCAGGUGCUAAAUAAGGGUUCCAAAAAAACGGAUACUGCUUUAGGAGUUUCUGCUUUAUUCCUAAAAUACAUAUUUUUUUUUUGCUUAGGUGUUAUAAAGAUUCAGUAUUUUAACAAGAAUGUUUUUGUUUUAAUAUGUAAAUAAGAAUAUGCUUCUUUAGUUUGGUUUUAUCCUUUUUGGGCCUAUGUUAGUCUCAUUUAUCCUUUCGAGAAGGACUUUCUUGUGACCUUGAAGACAUUUCAUUAAGUGUUGCGUUUAAGAAUGAAUCUACAAUUGUUCACGUCUUGGAUUAAUGCUACUGCUGCUAUCAGUAACUCUGAAAAUCAAGAAUGUGAUGCACUUUUUACAUGACCAUAUAGUUCUUCUAAGGACGGUUUGACCCCUCCUGUAACACAGCCACGAAUUCUGAGGCUAACCUAGAAACUUUGGUGCUGAACCAUCUAUGAGAAUUACUAUGCAAUGCAAGCAAAGGAACACUGUGUAUCCUCUCUCCCUCAGACUGCUAUUGGAAAGGUGGGGCAGAUGCCUGAGAUGUCCCUUUCUCUUCCUUUUGGCUGGAACAGGGAAUACAGCUAAGAGUAACCUUAGGUCAAAGAAAUGUAGUUGAAGCAUAUUCUGGUUUUUAGCCAUGUAGAUCUUCGGAAGGAAAAUGCUGAUCGCUGCAAAAUCAUCUUUUUAAUGCUUAAUCUCAAUGUGAAAUUUAUGGUGAGGAUUAACCAGCAGUAUUAAAAAUCAGCCAAUUGUAGCUCGGCUUUUCCAAAGUUGUGAAACACUCUCGUUGUUUUUGCCUGGUGUCUUCUCCGGCUGCUCUCAGGCUGAUGGGGGAGCCCAGCUGGCAUCUGAGGUUCGCUGUCUUUUCCCAUGUUCCACUAGUGCAGAGAGACCUUGAGGUUGGUCUCUCUGCUUUGUUUAGCUACAGAACAAAAAUGUGAAUGAUUACAAAUAAAUGAAGGCAUACGGGUUAGUGAGAAGGGGAGUGUCUCUGGUAUCAUGGCACUGGCUCAUUUGACGUAGAAGCACCAGAGCUAUUCACCUUUGUAGUUCUCAGCCAGAUCACUCACAAGCCAUGCACUCCUGUUCCACAGGAGAGCCUGCGUGCCGUUAAGUGAGAGAUUGCUGGAGGAACAAAAGGGAAUUUACUUGAUCUUUCUGUUGUAGAAAACUUUUUUUUUAAAGUGGGUAGAAAUUUUUGUAGGGUGAGGGAAGAAUUGAGGGGUCUGAAAUUGCAUGUGAUCAUGCUUCUGAAACAUAAGUCAAACUGCAAUAUGGUAGGUAAAUAUAGAGCAGAGUCUUCUGCCUUCAUUAGCUUGUCAGCACUCUAUUUUUUGUUGACCGGUGUUUGCUUUUUAAUAUAACGUGCCUUGCAUGCCUGUUUAAUUAAAAAAAAUAUAUAUAUAUUUCAAAUUGUCAAACUCACCAGUGAUUCGUUGUGGAGCUUUGCAUUGGUAAUUCUGGACUUCUCACCCCCUUGUAUGGCAUAAUGAAUUCCCCCUUCUGCAAUCUGGGAUUGGCUAUAGUUCUCAGUAACCAGCUGGAUCAGCUGUCAAACGAGGGCAUAAUCUUAAAUUGACUCUGAAUAGUGGCUGUUUUACAGGCUUGGGGGGGGGAAUUCCAAUCCUAUGAUAUGGCACCUUUCCUAUCUGAACGUGACCCAUAUUUGUGUGUGUUUAAAGGAAUCUGGCUCACUGUUCUUCCCCUAUUCACAAAAUAAGGUGUUGUAAUGCUUUGUCUGCAGAACUGUGGAAGGUCUGGAAUCAACUACACUCUGGAAUUCAGGUUUUCUGCAGAGGUUGAAAAUUCCAUUUACUGGGCUGGAUUUUCCUCCUGUUCUUCUCUCCCCCCAACCCCCCUUAAGUUUUGUAAAGGAAAAAAGAAAAUGCACCUUGCUUAAAAUAAAAAGAAAUGCUUGUUUGCAACCAUUGACUAUAUUAAACUGUGCAAUUCUUGUUUUCUCCAUUUCUGCAUCUCUCUAAAUUCAGUCUCCCCAAAGUGAUUUUUUUCUGUUUUAAGCCUCUGUAUUUCUGCCACUGUAAAUGUGAAAGCUUGCUUGCAUUACUUUUUAGAAAUGCAUUUUGCACACUCGGGUUUCGCUGAAGCUCCGUGAAAAGGUUAGUCCUAAGCAGAUGAAUAAAGCUAUGCACAUGUUUUGAAAGUUUAAUUUGUGUCUCAUUACCAGAAGUGACUUACCUGUUCUUGUUUGCAUUCCUGUGCUAUCAUUGCAUAUGUUAGCUUUACCAUCUCUCUGAGGGUGUGACAUAAGAUGGCAGUUCUGUGCUGUCAGUCCACUAGCAGAAAACUGGUGCUUCUUUUAGUAGCCCGAGGGUUUGGUUUUGGUUUUGAUUAGUUUAAAAGCCUAAUUUAGAGAUUUAAGUUGGAGGGAGAAGGGUGUGGUGUGUCAGUUUGCUGGAUAUAUCCCUUGAUAUCCUUGAGUGACUGUGUCCUUUCUGUUAAGGACAUGAGGAGGUGUUGCCUUCAGACUAGCUGAGAAGCUGCAGUGUGGGGGAAGACUGAUCAGUUUACACUUGCUGCUUUUCAAUCCCAUUUGAGAGGACAGCCCUGAUUAUGGGAUGUUAAUUUGAAACUAGUUUAACCCAUUUGCUCAGAGGAGUGUGGGGUGGACUGUGUAGAGGGAAAACAAUUUUAAAAAAAACCAUUUAGUCUUUGCCCAUAGUGCAAGGCAAGAGACAGGCUCCGCUGUAUUAAUUGCUGCAGUAUGCGUGCAGUAAAUGGGUGACACAUUGGCCACAUUGAAGCUGAUGGCAAAAAUCCCUUUGAUCUCCAGGAAGCCAAGAUUUUUGCCCUGUGUCUUUACUGUUGUUUAUGCAGAUGUGUGGCUGUGCUACAUUGGUUUGAUUGAACCAUCCUUGAAAACUCUUCUGUGAUCUAGCCCAGGCCCUUGGUGUGUAGGAGUGGCUGGAUUUCAUGUUAGAGACUGUAUCCCAAACAGCUUUCUUCCGUGUGCUCCCUUAGUUGUGGCUGAAAUUUGUACUCAUGUUACAGGAGCUUUUUCUGUACAGAACAGGGCUGCUUUUCUAUCUGUCACACAUGGACUUCCUUCCUUCAGUGGCUCAGGCACCAAGUGGCUUGGAGGCUCUCAACAUGUUUACUUAGGGGAAAAUAAAACCACAGUCCCUCCUGACUAUUUCAGUGUUAAUGGCACUUUGAAACUGAACUGCAUACUACAGACCCAGAAAGUUGGGCUCAUACGUGUGGUCUCUCAUGGCAGGAACUGCAGGAGCACAGCAGGCAGUGUCUUGCAUGGAUAACAGCCUGUGCUCGUAUAUCUGCCAAUAGUUCUCAUUUCUUUUCAGGUUACUGGUAUGUAUUUUAAAAUCACAGCAGAUCCUGUCUUACCAGUUCAGGAGCUGAAUUACCUCUUCAUGUCUAAGAGGGAUAGCCCCUCUCUGUUACCGGUGGGGUAGCUAUGUACUACCACACACAAUGUUAAAGGUAGUUGUUUUCUUGUCCCCUUCCCAAUAAUUUGAAAUAGGCAAAAAUAUUGUGUACCCAGUUACAAACAGACAUUUUCCAGGUUGUGGGAGGGGUGGGCUAGAGCAUUUAGUGUAAUACGUAAAUACCUGCUAUAGCUGUAUCUAGUGCAGGCAGUUGCAGCCUCGUAUGUUAGAGUGAUGUCACGGAACGUAAGGGUAGAGACUAUCCAUGAGCUGUAAUGGCAGAAUAGAUCUUUACUGAAGAUGUCGUACUUCACACUUUAAAUGUUUAAAAAGUUACCUUAAUUUCAUUUAUUCUAUAUUGCACCAACUGGUCUUCAAAGGUUACCCAAAUUCACUACUUUAUCAGGAAGAAAACAGAAAAUUGUGUAGCUCAAAUACAUUGACAGACAAUAAGUGAUGAUGUAAAUUGUUGAAUAAAAAAUUUAAAAUUUA